Messenger RNA from Pecten maximus, 1444 nucleotides. RefSeq lists its product as uncharacterized. The record is from RefSeq and is a predicted model, not a curated record. The annotation marks the transcript as partial. NCBI's taxonomy places the organism in Eukaryota, Metazoa, Mollusca, Bivalvia, Pectinida, Pectinidae. Gene Ontology annotation, molecular function: calcium ion binding; protein binding. The transcript is spliced from 13 exons.
GCGAGGAAUAAAGCAGCUGAAACAAUACAGUGGAAUGGUCAGUACGCGAGUACAAUUUCAUGUCUAAGCCAUAUGUCUGAGGAAAGAAGAAAAGAAUAUGAAAAGAAUUUUGCUAAAUAUGCAAUUAAAACCCAUGCUGAUUCCAGGUAUUCAAUCACAGGAAAGCGCCUGUCAAGUAUUCUACUACAGACCGGUGUAGAUGUCUAUACUGUACAACAAAUCAUGACCAUUAUCAACAAAUCUGAUGAGAGCCAGGUGCUUGUUGAGGAUUUUCUUGCGGCUUCUGCACUAAUAGAUCGAGCGACGGAGGGAUAUCGACUUCCUGAUAUAUCUCGACUUUAUCUGAUCCGAGAUGAACUGUUCAAAAACAUCCAAUACAAACAGCACAUUUUUGACCCAAGGUAUUGCUUGAGCUGGUUUUACCAUCGUGAUAUGAAAUUUGAAACAGCUGAUGGAAUCUUGAAAAUGCCUGGACGUCGAGAUGGAAGUUUCCUGGUUUGGAGAAGGAAGAAUGAUGAUUUUUACUCUUUAGGCACAAUUUUUGGACAUGGAUCAUUUCACUUGAGGAUAGACAUCACAGCGGGUAUGUACAGUGUGGAGAGGAAUGUGAAGUUUCCACAACUUGGCCGUCUAAUACAGCAUUACAUGGCUCAUCCUCUACCAAUACCUGGAGACUGGAGGCUGAAAUAUCCUAUUCCUGUCCAUACUCCCUCAACAAAAAGGUGGUUCUACCCAAAUAUUUCGCCAGUAUCAGCAAUAUUAUUGCUUCGUAUAUUCUCUUCUGAACAAAACUUCAUCGUUCGCUAUUCAGUGGAAACCCCAGGAUGCUUUGCCCUUGUUUUAAGGACACCAGUCGAGACUAUAUCCUUCAAGAUAAUACACAAGCAUGGAUUCUAUUGCCUCCAGGGAGGGGAGGAUACUGCCGAAAGGUUCCGCAAUUUGGACGCAUUGAUAGAAUACUACAAUAAGAAUCCUAUCUACUCUAACGCGUGGGGAAACCCAAUUUACUGUCAAUCAUUUACAUUGAAGCAUUCUACACCUCCGUUUGUGCCUGUAUGUGCCCAGCAUCCUAAGGUACCACUUGUGGUAGGAAAAACUGAAGAUGAACUCCUUUGUAUGGAAUGCUCUGAAAAAGUAGAUAGAUAUUUCAUAGAGAAGGGAAAACUUGCAGAAUUUCGUGAGAUUUUCGGUCGUCUGGAUUCAGAGAAUUUCUCCAUAGGCCUUCAAACAGAGAACAACGUUAAAUCACUCCUCAGAGACAAGGGUGUGCUGGAAGAUGCUGUUUCCAGAAUAUGGGAGCUUGCUGACUUAGACCGCGACAAAUUUCUCAACGAAGACGAGUUCUGUAUAGCGAUGUAUCUUGCUGAGUUAGCCUUGGCCAAGAAAAUGUUACCCCAGGGUAAAAAUAUUCCUCCGUCGCUAAUACCACCAUUUGAUGCCAUCG